CCGGUCUCCCGUCCCGAACACAUCCACGAGUAUAAACUGACGGCAUAUUCACUGUACGCCGCCGUCUCUGUCGGCCUUCAGACCAAAGACAUCAUUGAAUACUUGAGACGUUUGAGUAAAACGACAAUUCCUGACGGGAUCGUCGAGUUUAUUAAUCUCUGUACCAUAAGCUAUGGUAAAGUGAAACUGGUUUUGAAACACAACCGAUAUUUCGUUGAAUCGCCUUUUGUUGAAGUGAUACAAAAGUUACUAAAAGACCCCGAAAUACAGAACUGUCGGCUCAGAAGGGAUGCCGACAAUGAAGUGGAAGGCGAUGGCCUUAUAGUCACCACUUCUAAGGCAAGUAAACCAAGUGAUGGCAAAACUGAUGGCACAGAAGACGCGGCUAAAGAGGAAGACGUGACUAAAGUUCCCGAAGAUAUCGCCAAUUAUUACGAGAAGAUGGAGAGAGACGACGACGACACGGAUGACGUAAAAACGGUGUCCUUCGAAGUGAAUCAAUCGGAGAUCGAGAACCUACAGAAGCGUUGCAUUCAAUUGGAGUACCCAUUGUUAGCUGAAUAUGACUUCAAAAAUGAUACUUUAAAUCCCGAUAUCAAUAUGGACUUAAGGCCGACGGCUCUUCUGAGACCCUAUCAGGAGAAGAGUUUACGUAAAAUGUUUGGCAACGGGAGGGCCCGGUCGGGCGUAAUAGUGUUGCCGUGCGGGGCCGGUAAGUCGCUGGUAGGCGUGACCGCCUGUUGUACCGUUAAGAAGCGAUGUCUUGUACUCUGCAAUUCAGCCGUUUCUGUGGAGCAGUGGAAGACUCAGUUCAAGUUGUGGUCGACAGCCGACGACAGUAUGAUCUGUCGGUUCACUUCGGACGCAAAGGAUAAGCCGAUCGGAAGUGGCAUUUGUGUGACCACUUACUCGAUGAUAACGCACACCCAGAAGAGGUCGUGGGAGGCCGAGCAGGUGAUGAAGUGGCUGACCGAACAGGAGUGGGGUCUCAUGCUGUUGGAUGAGGUGCACACCAUCCCGGCUAAGAUGUUCCGUCGGGUGCUGACCAUAGUUCAGGCGCACUGUAAGCUCGGACUCACGGCUACGUUGGUUCGCGAGGACGACAAGAUAGCAGAUCUAAACUUCUUGAUCGGUCCGAAGCUAUACGAAGCCAAUUGGCUCGAACUCCAGGCCAACGGCUACAUCGCAAGGGUCCAGUGCGCUGAGGUCUGGUGUCCAAUGGCUCCCGAGUUUUACCGCGAAUACCUGUCCACUAGAACCUGCAAAAAGAUGUUGUUAUAUGUGAUGAAUCCAAAUAAGUUCAGAGUCUGUCAGUUCCUAAUCCGAUACCACGAACGCAGAAACGAUAAGAUAAUUGUAUUUUCAGACAAUAUCUUUGCGCUCAUUAAUUACGCCAAAAAGAUGGGCCGUCCCUAUAUCUACGGACCAACAUCUCAAGGGGAACGGCUCCAAAUUCUGCAGAACUUUCAAUAUAACCCCAAAUUGAAUACAAUAUUUGUGUCCAAAAUAGCCGAUACAUCGUUUGACUUACCGGAAGCCAAUGUACUGAUCCAAGUGUCGAGUCACGGAGGCUCCCGGCGUCAGGAGGCGCAGCGAUUGGGCCGUAUAUUGCGUCCUAAGAAGGGAAUGAUGAGCGAGGAGUACAACGCCUUCUUCUAUUCACUGGUAUCUCAGGACACCCUUGAGAUGCAGUACUCGAGGAAGAGGCAGAGGUUUUUAGUGAAUCAGGGAUACAGUUAUAAAGUGAUCACAACUCUCAAAGGUAUGGACGAGGAGGAGCUGUUCUUCAAGUCCCGAGAGGAUCAGCAACAGCUCCUCCAACAGGUAUUACAGGCCAAUGACACCGACGCUGAAGAGGAAAGGAUUCCGGGCGUCGAUGGGGCCGUCAGGUCGGGUGCGCCAGGAUUUGUGAGAAAGGCUGGAAAUAUGAGUUCCAUAUCGGGUGCCGAUGAUAAUGUGUAUAUGGAGUAUAGGUCAAAGGGUCCUAAGACUGAUCACAAACACCCACUGUUUAAGAGGUUUAGACAGUCUGUCCACAAACGGAAUCGACAUAAAUGGCAAAAUGCCCUCAAAUCCGAUGAGAAGAUACGAAUCAACUACUCGUGCGAUGACAGCAACUCGAGUGUCAGUAAUAUUAGCGGCAAUUUUGAUCGCAAUUUGCUGUCCAACUGGAGUUUUCCACCAAAAAUGCAUCAGUUUUACGCCAGAAAAGGCAUCAAUAGGUUGUUUGAUUGGCAGGUCGAGUGUCUCAACAUAGAUGGUGUACUCGAUGGCAGAAAUCUGGUCUAUUCGGCGCCCACCAGUGCCGGAAAGUCCAUGGUUUCCGAUAUAUUGCUGUACAAGAAGUUACUGGAGUAUAAGAAGAAGGCUAUAAUUAUCUUACCAUUCGUUUCGGUCACUCAAGAGAAGAUGUUAUCAUUGAAACGAGUGCUCCGGUCGGUAGGGGUUAGAGUCGACGCAUUCGCCGGUGGGGUUCACCCCCGCGGGGGUCUCGACAGAGUCGAUGUAGCCGUCUGUACCAUCGAAAAGGCCAAUAAUAUGAUUAAUAAACUUAUAGAAGACAAUCGACUCAAUGAAAUCGGUUUAAUAGUUGUGGACGAACUCCAUAUGAUUGGGAACAACAGUCGAGGCUUUCUAUUGGAGUUAUUGCUAACGAAAGUGUUGUAUUUGAAGCACCGAUUGAAACACGAGAUCCAAAUCGUGGGAAUGAGUGCUACGAUUCCCAAUCUGGAUGUGAUCGCCAAAUGGUUAGACGCGGCCCUCUAUGUCACAGAUUUCAGACCCGUUGCGCUCUACGAAAGGGUUAACAUCGGAGACGUUAUAUACGAUACAAAACAGAUGACUGAAUACAGACGCCUCGAUCUCAAAGAUUACGACAUCAAGAAGAGUGAGAGUGGAAGCGAUGACACGAAUCUCAUAUUCCUGGCCAUAGAAACCCUCGUCAAUGGGUUGGGAUCUGUGGUGUUCUGUGCGACGAAAGCUCAGUGCGAGCGGUUGUGUCGCUCUCUGGCCUCUAAUAUCUGGGAGUUGGGGUCCGGGAAGAAGGUGUCCAAUGAGUGCACACAAGCCUUCAGAGCUAAACUCAAAUCUGCGCUCGACUUCAAUCGUAUCGAAGAAGUUCUGCAACAACUGCAGAGGUGUACGGCCGGUGCUGACCCCACAAUCGUGGCUAACCUGCGCUUCGGUGUGGCCUACCAUCACGCGGGCCUAUCCAUAGACGAGCGCGCGAUCAUUGAACAGGCCUUUCGUAACGGAGUUGUGAAGGUAUUGUGCGCCACAUCCACACUAUCAGCCGGCGUUAACCUACCGGCGCGUCUGGUUAUCAUAAAAUCGCCGCUUGAUUUCCGCGGAGAUGUCAUGGAUGUCAUGACUUAUAGACAGAUGAUUGGAAGGGCUGGCCGUCAGGGCGUCGACACAAUGGGUGAGAGUAUUCUGAUGUGCACUGAAAACAAUAGAUUGAAAGGCGAAGAGCUGUUGAAAGCAGAUAUGAGUCCAAUCACUAGUUGUUUAAUGGCUGUCGCUGUCGAUGGACAGCCUUUGCCCGACCAGUCGUUUAGUGGUAUUAGAAGAGCAGUUCUCGAGAUUAUAGCCAAUGGAAUGGCCAAUAGUUACGAAGACGUCGCCGAAUACAUUCAGAAGUCAUUUUUGGCGUCAGUUAUGUCCACUGCCAUCACAAAGACUAUUAUCGACGAUAUCAUCGCAUAUCUGGUGUCAGAGAAACUGAUACACAGUAUGACAGACACCGGUGACAACCCCGAAAAGAAGAUAAAGCCCACUCAGUUCGGCAAAGCAGUGCUCGCGUCCGGCAUAUCCCCCAAAGACGGCGCCUUCAUAUUGAGUGAACUGAAUAAAGCGAAAGUCAAUCUCUGUCUGUCCAACGAUCUGCACCUCCUAUACGAAGUGACGCCCAUUACACUCAGCGAUCAGUUGGAGUCCAUCGAUUGGCAACACUUUCUCAACAUUUGGGACAAAUUGGACGACGAUAUGAAACGUGUGGGCAAACUGGUGGGCAUUUCCGAGAACACCCUCUUCUCGCUGUUCCGCAAGAGUCGAGUCUUUGGCGAAGACGAGCGAUUGAUUCAUAAGAGAUUUUACGCGGCGCUCGCACUCCACGAUCUGGUCCACGAGAUACCCCUCCAGGAGGUGUCGGCUAAGUUUAAGUGCACGAAAGGCGUACUCCAAUCACUACAACAGAGCGCCAGCAGUUAUGCCGGGAUGUUGACCACCUUCUGCAACCGACUCGGUUGGCAUAACCUCGAGAUUCUCAUCGAACAGUUCCAAAGUAGGCUAUUCUUCGGUGUCCAGCGAGAGCUCAUAGAUCUGAUGCGGAUUACAAGUCUGAACGCAAGUGUGGCUCGACUUCUGUAUAAUAGCCGAUACGAUACAGUCGUGUCUUUAGCUAAUGUGGAGAACUACGCGGACAUUGAACUCAUUCUUAUGAAUUCCGGACCUUUUGAUAAGAGUAGGUCUGCGGAGUCAUCUGUCGUAUGGCUGCCAGCGCUCAGUAAAGCCAUGAAUGUGAGAGAAAUGGCGAAAUCCAUUGUCUUCGAGGCCAGAGAACUAAUUAAUAAAGAUCUCGGGAUCAGAGUCUAUGAGUUGAGUCAGACGUCUAGUGUGGACUCGAAUGACGCGCCAAACAGUGACUUCUUGGAGGACUUUAGCGACGAUUCAAAUGAUGUGCCGAACACUAAGUUCACGAAAAUCUUGACCCCAACCAAGAAAUUGGAUGCCAUUAAAGAGAAUACUAAUCGUGAAGACUGUGUUUCAGUGGAAGACAUGUCGUUUGUAGAACAGGAUGUGUUGGCCGAUAAUUGUGAUCAUAUCAGUUCCAACCGGACAUCUCAUGUGAAUAUAUCGAAGACAUCGGUGGAACAGAUGGUGAUGUCGCCCAUGGACUGCACUAAUACAACAGAUCUCAGCCACUCUGAAUUGGAUGCCAAUAAGUCAUUGUCUGUGAAAAGUGUGAUGUCUUCGACACCAAUAGCCGCACAUAGCAGUCGGUCAUCGAGAUUGAGAUCUUUAGGUGACAGACAAAUAGAAAAAACAUUUUCGGCUGAAUUUGAUAAAUCAAAAACCAAAGAGAAGUCUAGUUUCGAUUUGGGCGACAGUUUAGACAACAUCUCAUGGGAUCAACUGAACUGCGAUCUCAAUAAAAUCAAUGAAAGUCAUAACGAGUGCGAAAUGAAUAGCAUUACUGAGAAGUCUCUGAAAAAUGUGUCCACUAUUAGUACUGAUUUGUUAACCAAUCGCUGUCUAAGUCCUGAUACUUCUGGUGAUACACUGAACAGUCGGGUGUCGGACCACUCGUCUAAACGGUCAUCGAGUCCGAGUCCGUCCGGAAAACUGGCGCAACGGCUCAAUAAAAGACCUCAUUCUUCGUCAUGUCUUACAUCUGAUGAUAGUUUUCCCACAUUUUCUGACGACUCAUUGGAUAACAAAUCCGAUGAUUCGUCCACCAGUUCUGUGGUCACUAAGACUUUAUUCAAAGAACUGAAAAUUGGCGACAAAUUGAAUGUAUUAACUGUCGACUCGACAAACAUCUCAGUAAUCGAUGGGUUAUUAAACAAAUUGAUUCUUCAGAAAGAGUUUUGUCUUAACUUUAAAGUUGAAGAUAAGACCACAAAUUCGGUUCAAUUGAUUGGUUCUAAGAUUAAGUCACUGAAGAAAAAUAGGUGUCAAACGAAUGGCAUUGAUAUGAACUAUAAUAACCUGAUUGUCACGGCUUUGAUGAUUGCUUUCGAGAGUGAGAACACUAUUUAUUAUGUAUCGACCGAAAGGCCACUCAUGAAAAUGAAAGACGAGAUAGCUCACUGGGUGUUAGACCCGGAGUCCAGUCGACCCAAUAGUGUACAGCAAUUAGUGCGGAUUUAUUGCCGGAAUUAUAGCUAUUUAUUGAAAUCAAAGACAAAUGUAAUGGAAAUCGAUUCCAUAUCGACUGGUCUUAUGUUUCCAUUGAUUAAUCAACUGAUGAAUGAGUUGGAGAUUAAGAAACAAUUGAAAGCAUAUAAACGGACAGAAAUACCGUCGCGUUUGACAAUCGCCGACAUGGAGUUGAAUGGUAUGCCCAUUGACUUUGAAUACAUGAACAGACAAUUGGAUUCAUUGAACGAAACGAAGCGCCAGUUGGAGGCCAAAGCCUUCGAGAUAUCGCACAUUAAGUUCAAAAUGACUGACCCUAAAGAAAUCGCCAGAGUUUUAUACCAAGACAUGAAUCUGUUGUCUAACUAUUAUGAGGUCAAGAAAUCAGUCAAAGGAUCCAAAGGGGGCGCAAACAUAAGGACUAAUCGAAAAUUACCCAAACAUUUGAGUACAUCGAAGAUCGCCCUCAAGAAGUUAAUGUCAUUGUCUACGAACCCAUUACCACAGGUUAUACUAGACUGGCGUCGAGUCGAUUACGCCAUUAAGAAGUCGAUUAAUCCAGUGUUGAGUUAUAUCUGCUUCGACAGUGACUCCAAAUUGCAUGUAAUCAAUGGGUUGUGUGACGACUGGUCAUCCACUGGACGCAUAUCAAUGCAUGAGCCCAACCUAAUCGGUAUUAAUAAGGAUUUCACUGUAAAUGGAAUAGAUUUAGAAGACAACGGUUCCCAACAAACCGUCAGUUUUAGUCUUCGCAAGUGUUUUAUCGCCCGAAAGGGUUGGCUUCUGGUUUCGGCCGACUAUUCACAGUUAGAGCUCAGGAUUUUGGCGCAUCUCUCCAAAGAUAAACGACUCACUAAUGUCCUCAACAGUGGCGACGAUGUCUUCAAGAAUAUCGCUUCCGUCUGGAGAUCCAAACCCGUGGAUAAAGUCACUGAUGAAGAGAGACAACAAUCCAAACAAAUCUGCUAUGGAAUGAUAUACGGAAAGGGAGAGAAGUCGUUGUCUGAGGACCUGGAGGUUAGCGAAGAGGAGGCCAAAGAGUUUAUGGAAUCAUUUAUCGGUCGAUACGAUGGCGUCAAACGAUUUAUCGCCGAAACCAUCGACCGCUGCCGUGAAAGAGGUUUUGUGGAGACUUUGAGCGGACGGCGCCGUUAUUUACCGCAUAUUGAAAGCUCGAACUCCAGAGACAGAGCUAAGGCUGAGCGACAGGCCGUCAACUCGACAAUACAGGGCUCGGCCGCAGAUCUCGUUAAGACAGCGAUGACUGCACUCCAGACACGACUCUUAGCUGAGGAGUCCAUUGAGUGGCGAUUUGUGCUUCAAAUGCACGACGAGUUGAUGUACGAAGUGAUGGAACCGUUUGUCCAGACAUUCAUUUCCCUAUUGACUGAAUGUAUGGAGAAUUGUUUGAAAAACUUUUCGGUGGAACUGGCGGUCAACGUGAAAACUGGUCCCAAUUGGGCUCAACUCCAACCCAUUGAUUGA
Oppiella nova is the source of this 7344-nucleotide messenger RNA. NCBI's taxonomy places the organism in Eukaryota, Metazoa, Arthropoda, Arachnida, Sarcoptiformes, Oppiidae. The record is from the annotation of a GenBank genome assembly.